Eimeria tenella is the source of this 458-nucleotide messenger RNA. RefSeq lists its product as uncharacterized. The transcript is spliced from 3 exons. The annotation marks the transcript as partial. The record is from RefSeq and is a predicted model, not a curated record. NCBI's taxonomy places the organism in Eukaryota, Apicomplexa, Conoidasida, Eucoccidiorida, Eimeriidae.
AUGGCACUGCAGCAGAUGUCUGGAGCGCGGGCUGCAUCAUGGGGGAGCUGCUGUGUGCGUUUCCUUUGUUUGCUGCUGACAAGGAGGCUGCAGUGCUGCGCCAGAUCGCGGAGAUUUGGCCCAACUUCGCCAACAAGCCCCCAGCCACGCCUGGAAACAAAUUUCGGGCCUGGGCGCCCUCUGGGGGCCCCCGGGGGGCCCCCGGGGGGGCCCCAGUGCUGCUGCAGGGGGCCCCUCACAAGGCUCUUGAGUUUCAAAAUAUCAUCAAACAUAAAAACCAGGCGGGCGAGGAGGGUUGGGACCUUCUGUCCAAACUGCUCGCGUGGAAUCCAAGUGAGCAGCAGCAGCAGCAGCAGCAGCAGCAGCAGCAGCAGCAAAAACAGCAGCAGCAAAAGUACCGAAAACAACAGCAGCAACAGUCGCACGGCCAGCAGCAGCAGCAGCAGCAGCAGCAGUAG